AUGUUGCAGCAUGUGCAUCUGACGGUGCAUGAGGCCCUCUCCGGCAUCGCUGGCAGCAUCUCCCUGGCUUGCUGGAUCUUCCUGCUGGUGCCUCAAUUGAUUGAAAACUACCGCCAAUCCUCUGCCGACGGCAUCUCUAUCACUUUCCUGCUGGUAUGGAUGGCUGGCGACAUCACCAACCUCGCCGGCGCGCUCUGGGCUGAUCUCGUGCCCACUGUCAUUGCUCUGGCCAUCUACUUCUGCUUCGCCGACGCCGUCCUGUUGUCGCAAUGCUUCUACUACAACACUCUCAACGCCCGCCGCGAACGCAAGCGCUCUGUCGCUGCUGCCGAGAACGCCGUCACCGACGAGAACGCACCUCUCCUUGCCGAGCAGCAGGACAACCUUGGACUGCCUGGUAGUAGAAGACGCAGUAGCGCUGCCAGUCGCAGACGUACCAGAAGUAGUGCCGAGCGAAGCAACAGCCUUGCCAACAUCCUUGAAGAGGGCCAGGGCUCUACUGCCUGGCUCAAGAACACACUCAGUGUUGCAAUCAUCCUGAUUGCUGGAGCUGCAGGUUGGGCCAUCGCUUGGAGAGCCGGAGCUUGGAAGCCCACUCCUGUUGACGUCUCAGACGGCGGCAGACACAUGCCAGUCGGUGCUGAGAUACUUGGUUAUGCCAGCGCUGUCUGCUACCUAGGUGCUCGCAUUCCUCAAAUCAUCAAGAACCACCGCGAAAGAUCGUGCGAAGGCCUAUCACUGUUGUUCUUCUUACUCUCACUAAUGGGCAACCUCACUUAUGGUGCAGGAAUCCUCCUUCAUUCUGUCGACAAACAGUACUUCCUCAAGAAUUUGCCUUGGCUCAUUGGAUCUCUCGGAACCAUUUUCGAGGACGCCGUCAUUUUCAUGCAAUUCCACAUGUACGGCGAGAAGACGUCAGCAAUCGAAUAA
Aureobasidium subglaciale EXF-2481 is the source of this 930-nucleotide messenger RNA. RefSeq lists its product as uncharacterized. Gene Ontology annotation, cellular component: fungal-type vacuole membrane. Lineage: Eukaryota; Fungi; Ascomycota; Dothideomycetes; Dothideales; Saccotheciaceae. Gene Ontology annotation, biological process: basic amino acid transmembrane export from vacuole. The coding region runs from base 1 to 930 and encodes 309 amino acids. The transcript is spliced from 4 exons. The record is from RefSeq and is a predicted model, not a curated record.